This is a messenger RNA of Xenopus tropicalis (tropical clawed frog), 885 nucleotides long. It is a transcript of the gene or15f2, whose product is annotated as olfactory receptor family 15 subfamily F member 2. The transcript has a single exon. Lineage: Eukaryota; Metazoa; Chordata; Amphibia; Anura; Pipidae. Gene Ontology annotation, molecular function: olfactory receptor activity; G protein-coupled receptor activity. Gene Ontology annotation, cellular component: membrane; plasma membrane. Gene Ontology annotation, biological process: signal transduction; G protein-coupled receptor signaling pathway; detection of chemical stimulus involved in sensory perception of smell. Bases 1 to 885 code for a protein of 294 amino acids. The record is from RefSeq and is a predicted model, not a curated record.
AUGAUUGUUCCCAAUGGCAGCAGUUUUACUGAGUUUCUCAUCCUGGGAUUUUCUCCAUCUGAGAAGCAGAAGGUUCCACUUUUCCUCCUGUUCCUACUGAUUUACCUUUUCACUGUCAUAAGCAACACUCUCAUCAUUGCUCUAAUCAGCCUGAACAGUAACUUGCACAAACCCAUGUACUUCUUCCUCUGUAACAUGUCCUUCUUGGAUAUAUUCUUCACUUCUGUUACAGCUCCAACCCUGCUCCACAUGCAACUCUCAGAAGACAAGAGAAUCUCUUUCAGGGCUUGCAUGACCCAACUCUACUUUUACGAUUCUUUUGGUGCCAUGGAGUACAUGAUGCUGACGGCCAUGGCGUAUGAUCGUUACCAAGCUAUCUGCAACCCACUGACCUACCAUCAGAAUAUGAGCCGAAAUGUGUGUUAUGGUUUAGCUGGAUUAUCAUGGGCUGGAGGCUUUGCGACUAACCUUCUUCUAAAUAUCUUGAUAUCUCGUUUCCGUUACUGUAUUUCUAAACAAAUUAAUCACUUCUUCUGUGACCUCGCUGCAUUGCUGAAGUUGGUAUGUGAUGAUACAUCGGCCGUUGAGUUCUUGAUUUAUGCUAUGGGGGGUUUAAUCGUUCUUAACUGCUUCUUACUCACCGUAACUUCCUAUGUCUUCAUUGUCAUUGCCAUCUUCAAAAUUGCCACAAGGGAGGGCAGGUUCAAGGCAUUCUCUACAUGCACUUCCCACCUCACUGUGGUCAUUCUUUUUUAUGGCAUGAUUGCAUUGUUGUACCUAAAGCCGUUAUCUUCAAACUCUCUUAAUAAUGGGAAAGUCCUUUUCCCUCCUGAAUUCAUACAUCAUUCCUAUGCUAAACCCAGUUAUAUACACGUUAAGGAAUAA